Portunus trituberculatus (swimming crab) is the source of this 3002-nucleotide messenger RNA. Its product is annotated as high affinity copper uptake protein 1-like. The transcript has 4 exons. Gene Ontology annotation, cellular component: membrane. Gene Ontology annotation, biological process: copper ion transmembrane transport. Gene Ontology annotation, molecular function: copper ion transmembrane transporter activity. NCBI's taxonomy places the organism in Eukaryota, Metazoa, Arthropoda, Malacostraca, Decapoda, Portunidae. Bases 556 to 1401 code for a protein of 281 amino acids. The record is from RefSeq and is a predicted model, not a curated record.
CGGACAGAAGUGUUUCAGUGCCCUGCGUCUGUCCCUCGUACCUAGGUAGCGACAGCACGUCUUGUGGAUCAAAAUAGUGGUAUAACAUCAGCAUGUAGACAGCUGAAUGUCCAACUAUGGGCAGAACACAUUGCUGACACCUGGAAAUAUUGUUAACUUUGAGAACCACUUGCGUCAGGUUUUGCAGAUAGAUAGUCAAGAAAUAAGUGGACCAAGGUUACAUCCAUAAUCUCUACCGGCGGGAUCAAAGUAACUAAACUAAACAAGGAGUGGAAUAAUCAUUAGUAAUCAUUAAAGCAAAUAGUUGGGAUAUAAGCGGCCGCAGCCUCUGUAUCUGCUGGUCAGCUGAGCAGAUAAACAAAGGGACAGGAGGGGCGAGGCUCACACUCACCCCACACCACAGACUCACCCCGGGUAUGUGUCUGCCGUACCCCAAGCCUCGUGACACUUGGCAUACACACAUAUACCCCUCCACUACGCCACGCAUCGCUGUUACUAGCUGUGGUGAUUAUGCAUUAGAUUAACAACGAAGGUGAAGAAAUAUACAGGGUCAAGAUGCAUAUGAGCUAUUACUUCUCAGGGACGGUCUACGACUUCCUCUUCUCCGGCGUCAAUGUCGUCACAACAUGGGGCAUGGUGUCCCUCUGCAUGGGGCUGGCAUCACUCUCGCUCUUGUCCGAAGGGUUCAAGGUGGCUCGCUCCCUGCUGCUGAAGGUAGCCACUUCCUCCCGGGACACAAGCUGCAACAGAUAUAACAAAAGUGAAAGGUUGCCACUCUUACCUCCUGCCUCCCUCACAGACCUUGAAUUGCAAAGGCUGGUGUAUUGUCGCAGAGUGAAGUUUCACGUCCUGCAGACAGUCCUUCACAUCAUCCACCUCACCAUUGGCUACAUACUGAUGCUGGCAGUGAUGAGCUACAACGGUUACUUCACCCUGGCCGUGGUGGGUGGUGCAGGACUGGGGUACUACUGCUUUGCUCUCUUUGACCUACCUAGUAAGGUCCUUGGCAGUGUCACUUCUCAGCCAGCUAAGUGGCCAGGAGGCUCUUCUCUCCCACAUCUGUCUGAAGGUAACUCCUCCAUGUGUUGUCCUUCGUAUGGAGCUGCUGGGAGUGUUGUGUCACCUGUUGGGCAGCGUGUGUCGUCACAGCUUCAGCAGGGAUCCCUCAGCAUGUGUCACGUGGGUGUAAGUGAAACCAGUGUGCAGGAGGGAAACAGGACACAGGUGGAUGGUGCCUCAGAAGGAGAUAAACUAACUCCCAGUGUAGUGAUGUGUGGUGAGGAGGACCAGGAAGGACUGAGAGGUGUGUCAGCAAUAGUAGAUGUGAGUGAUCGAACCUGCCUGCUGUCUCAGGAGACUAUCAAAGUGGAGGUGCAGGUGCACGCCAUGCCUGAAGAGUGAUUCAAGAUUCUGUGCUGUGAGGUACUCUGUGUUACUUUGAUUUGAGUAAUAUCUACAAAUGUAUUACCUAUAUACAUAAUUAGGAUAGAUGCAGGAUAGCUGUUCCAAAGAAUGUUUGAAGUGAAGCAUGGGUAAGGACAAUGAACAGUACCCAGUGGAACAAACCUAAGAGUCUGGUCAAGUUAUGUUUUUGCCAUGGCCUUCUAUGGCAGGGAGCUUCUUGAAAAGGAGCUUGGCAUUAAAGAUGGUGAUGAGAUGAUUAUGGCAUUGCAUGAUUUCACAUUGCAUUUAUAGGAAGAAUAUGUGAGAGAAAGCUAUAUAAACUCUUCUCUUAUGUUAUUGAUUUGUGACAAUAUCACUAAGAUCUGAUUGUUUAUGUACCAGGUACAAUAAUUUCACAUUUGUAGUUUUGGAGGAGCUGAGGAUGAAUUAGUUCCAGCGCAGAAUAAUACAGGCCAUAUGACAAUGUGAUAUAUCUUUGAUGAGUCUCACAUAUGAUAUUAAACUCCACGGCUGACUAUGGUGGACGUGAUCAGUAGUCAUUAAGAAUAGUUACUAUUUAAUCACUUCACGAUCUACUCUGAAUUGAGUUAGACGUGAGUGGUGAAGUCACUAGUCUGUGGAAUGUGGUUGGCUUGUGCUGUAUGUAAUGGACUAGAUGAGGGUAUGAUUACGGAAAGUCACUUUUUUUUGGGGGGAAGUUGUUGUUAUUGUUGUGAUUGUAGUCUUUAAUUGUCUUUGCCAGGAUCAACAGUGAGAAACUUGAUGAUGUCAGUGUGAGUGAGUGGUUUAAGAAAGCACAACCUUCCACUGUUCACAUUUACUUGCUCAUAUAUACUCAUUUAAGUUCAUAAAUACUUACGGCUUCAUAUUGAUCUUUUAAUUUGGUGUAGAGUAACACUGCUGCUACAUCGUGGGAUCAAAAUCACAAACACAAGCAGCUGUGUGACAGACAGGAGUCCAGCUUGGGGAGUUUAGGACUUUUUGUCACUGUUUCUCGUGGGAAAGAUGGUAGCAAAGCACAAUUGAUUUUUUUGAUACUGUUGAAGUUAUUAUUACUAUUAAAGGUUUAUUGAGUAUAAGUACAAUAGUAUAUACAUAGUCACAUAAAUACAUUAUAUACAUAUACUCAAAAAAGCGGGCAACAGCCUGCUGAUGGCUUGGCUAAAAUGAGCUGCUUGCCAUCUUCUGUGCCACUGCAGCUGUGGUGGGCAGCUCUGUGUUAGUGAGGUAGAGGUGCCGGCCUUAACACCCGCAGCAUCACAUCUGUGGGCGUGUGGAGAAUGAGGAAGGCAGCUGUGGCCUUGCCUGUCAAAGUAUUACAGCAUUAUAUGUGAUUGCAUUACAUUGGAUAAUCCUUACUUUUAUACGUAAUGUGAAAGAAUAUACGUACACUGUAUUCCUGUGGGACACUUGUAACUGUUGUGCGUCUUUCAAAUUUAUUUUUCAUGUCAUUUUUGUUCCUGAAUGCAUUUGUUGUAUCUACGGACUUACAAAAUGUACAAUGAGAAAGACUUAAUCUGAAGAAUGUUGAGCCUUGUUCAUUUUAAAUAAUCUUAGUCUUAUGUUUGCUCAUCAGAAAGUAAAAGCUGUACCUGUCA